AUGACUGUCUAUGUAUUAGUGCAAGUUCUUGCGACUGUGGUCCCUCUGCUUCUGGCAGUGGCGUUCUUAACCCUGGUAGAACGUCGUGUCAUGGGAGCCAUGCAGCGUCGACAAGGGCCCAACGUCUGGGGUUUUGGAGGUCUGCUCCAGCCCUUUUUUGACGGUCUUAAACUUUUGUUGAAAGAGCCCAUUUUACCCAGCACAGCUGACCAGCCUCUGUUUAUGUGGGCGCCAGUGCUGACUUUUUUGACCAGUCAAGCAGCUUGGGCAGCAUUGCCGACCAGUUCCGCAGGAGCGGUCAGUGAUCUAAACUUAGGCACAAUGUAUUUCCUAGCCAUUGGAAGUCUUGGAGUCUAUGGGAUCCUUCUGGCGGGAUGGGCUAGCAACAGUAAAUACGCUUUUUUAGGGUGUUGCCGCUCUGUUGCCCAAAUGAUUAGCUAUGAAUUACCAAUGGGACUUAUUGUCUUAACCACAGCAGUGGUUGCCAAUAGCUUGAACUGGACAGUUUUGGUUGAAACUCAGCAAUGGGUAUGGUUUCUACUUCCACUGUGGCCUCUAGGAGUUAUUUGGAUGAUUUGCUGUUUAGCUGAAACCAACAGAGCGCCUUUUGACUUACCCGAAGCGGAAGCUGAGUUGGUUGCCGGUUAUAACGUCGAGUACAGUUCCAUGGGAUUUGCUUUGUUCUUUAUUGCUGAAUAUGCUAACCUAAUUCUUAUGAGUACAGUCACCAGUCUUCUUUUCUUAGGUGGAACUGGAGCACCUCUAGCCAUUCUGUCUUUUUUACCAGGCGCUCUUUGGCUCUCUCUAAAAACCCUUUUGGUCUUGUUCAUGUUUGUUUGGGUUAGAGCCACUCUCCCUCGUUAUCGCUAUGAUCAGCUCAUGACUCUUGGCUGGACUGUGUGCGCUGUUGCGCUGUUGUUCAUGUUGUGA
Messenger RNA from Monoraphidium neglectum, 930 nucleotides. The record is from the annotation of a RefSeq genome assembly. Lineage: Eukaryota; Viridiplantae; Chlorophyta; Chlorophyceae; Sphaeropleales; Selenastraceae.